AACGACAGUCAACCCGAACAUUCUCGCACUGACGCACACACACAGACUUAUUGAGAUGGAAACAUAAAGGUAAUCUUUAAAUCGGAGCAUCGGGUGAGUCCGGUUGCAAAUUUAAAUUUUGUUGCCGCCUUCAUCUCCAGCAAUACUACAUUAACCAGAAUUCUUCGCGCUGACGUCGAAAACUCGCUAAAAAGGUCGAAGAAAACCCGGUAACAGUCAGACAACGCGUGUGGAAACCGAAGACACUAAUUAAGUGCCUCUGAUGGCUGGUCGACUCCUCAGAGUCUCUCUGACCACAGCUGUGUUUGCCUCUUCUGGGUUUUACCUCUAUAACAGACGGCUGGACUUCAAUGACCUCAGUGUCAUCCGCUCCGGACGAGCUGCAGCCACCACGGCGGCCAUCAGCUACGACUACCUGACCGCUUUCAAACAUGUGGAAUAUGGCACAGAGGAGUACUGGGCCCUCAAGUCCAAGGUGCAUCUUCGGUCAGCGGAGCGUCUUCGAGACUUGUGCUGUGCCAACCGGGGCACUUUCAUCAAGGUGGGCCAGCACCUCGGUGCUCUGGACUACCUUCUACCUGAAGAGUACACAUCCACGCUGAGGGUGCUCCACAGCCGAGCUCCUCAGAGCAGCAUGGAGGAGAUCCGGCAGGUCAUCAGAGAAGACCUUGGCAAGGAGCUGUCGGAGUUAUUUGUCUCCUUUGAGGAGAAGCCUCAGGGUGCAGCCUCCUUAGCCCAGGUCCACAAGGCAGUGUUGCAUGAUGGGAAGACAGUGGCCGUCAAGGUCCAACACCCCAAAGUCCAGAGACAGAGCUCCAAGGACAUAAUGGUGAUGGAGGUGUUGUUGCGGGCAGUCCAUUGGCUCUUCCCGGACCUUGCCUUCAUGUGGUUGGUGGAGGAGGCCAAGAAGAACAUGCCGCUGGAGCUAGACUUCCUUAAUGAGGGACACAAUGCUGAGAGGGUGGCCAACAUGCUGGCCCACUUCCCCUUUCUCAAGGUUCCCAUGAUCCACUGGCAUCUGUCCACAAAGAGGAUCCUGACCAUGGAGUUUGCUGAGGGGGGGCAGGUCAACGACAGGGACUACAUGAAGAAACAUGGUAUCAAUGUCAACGAGAUCUCAGAGAACCUGGGUAAGCUGUACAGUGAAAUGAUCUUUGUGCACGGCUUUGUUCAUUGUGACCCACACCCGGGCAAUGUGCUGGUCCGAAAGUGUCCCCAGAGCAGGAAGACCGAGAUCGUCCUGCUCGAUCACGGCCUUUAUCAGGUCCUGCAGCCAGACUUCAGGUUGGACUACUGCCGGCUGUGGCAGGCUCUGAUUAAAAAUGAAAUGUCUGGGGUGGAGCGUUACAGCCGCAGACUGGGAGCUGGAGAUCUGUACCCGCUGUUUGCCUGUGUUCUCACCGCUCGCUCCUGGACCGCCGUCAAUGCCGGCAUCAGUUCUGUGCCUGUCACACACUCUGAGGACGUUGAGAUACGAACCAAUGCAGCUUUAUACCUGCCCCAGAUAAGCACGCUGUUGAACCGAGUGCCACGGCAGAUGCUGUUGCUGCUGAAGACCAACGACCUGCUGAGGGGGAUUGAGACCACCUUACAGACCAGAGCCUCCUCCUCAUCUUUCAUCAACAUGUCCCGCUGCUGCAUACACGCCAUGGCCAGGUACAAGAGGAGUAAGGCUCAGUCCAGGUGGAGGGUACUGCAGAUCACGCUGGCAGAGUCUCUCAACCUGUGGAGACUCAAUAUGUAUGAACUGUUUCUGUGGACGAAAGGCUCCAUGUUGGUACAGUGGCUCACUGCUCUGCUGGCAUUUCUGCACUAAGACUCAUCUGGACAUCACACUGGAACAUUAACAACAGGCCGGAACCGCUGGCUCUCGAGCAUACUAACACAUUUUGAAUAUGUGUUCAGACACACACGUACACACACUCUCUCUCUCUCUCACACACAUUUACUUCCACAAAUGGUAAUGGCAUAAUUUGUAACUCUGUGGACACAUACAAGGUCACAAGAUGCUGAUGUCUUUGGACACCAGGAGCAACCGUGGCUGCUGAAAAUCUUUUUUGUUUUGUCCUACUAUUUUGUCAUGAUUGUCACGUAUGGACACAAGUUUUAUGGUGAUAACUUGAGCUUUGGUUUCGGGACUUAACAACUAAAGGACACCAACUCAGCCACAAAAUGCGAAAGAGGUUUUGCUUUUGGAGGCUCACGAUCGGCUGGCUCAUUUGUUGCUUUCACGGCCCUCGGUGGCUUGGCACGCCACAUGGCCAGCUCGAGCUGGUCUUUGCCAAUGGGGAUGUCUGAGUCCUCGUCUGUUUGGUGUUGCGGGAAACUCUUGCAGCAAACGGGCCAUUAUCCCUGGAUUGGCUCUCUGAGUUAGGAAGGCUACUGGAGUUGUUCUUGAUUCAGUUGACUAGCCUCCAAACGCUGUCCUUGGGGAGUAGGCUAGUGAAAGUUAAUUCGAACUGAAAUAAAGGCUUAAAAGAAACUUGGUUGUUUCUGAAUUAAAAGUUGCGUGUGUUAAACGGUCUGAUAACUUUAUACAAACCAAACAAAAGGUAAAUUCACCGAAGGUUCGCGGGACCUCGUGAAUAUUGCCAAAUUUCUAUAAGAAGAAAACUUGAAGUUGCAGAGAUUUUCCCCGGGCCGAAGCUCUUGGAUGCUGGACGUUGCUAGGAGAGGUCGCAGGAGCAAGCGAGAAGAGCAGAGAGAAGAGCAAAUGUCCCUUGGUGCGUGUCCCCAGGUAGGAGGGCUUUGUUCCUCCUCCACAAAAUCAACUAUUUUCUUAAAUACCAUAAACAGUUACACCGUUAUAAGUUAUAACAACAUUUCAUAGUGAUAAUAUUGAUUGUUACAUGUUCUUAAUAACAAAAUAUCUAAGAAGGUGUUUAAGCAUGGCAUUGGUAUAAAUCACAGGCAGGAAUGUUAAUGAGCAAAAGUUAAUGAAAUUAACAGCACAGCAAAUUAUUUUCCUUAUGGUUCCUUCUUUUCCACAUAGUUGCUAAACAAUAACGACAUGGUAAUAAAAUACUCAAAACUGAAGUGGCCACUAACUAACUUUUAAAGAUUAUGUAACUAAACAAAGCUACAACUAGCUGCUUAGUUUGAGAAACAUUAUAAGAGAAACAUUAUAAUGUUUCUCAUUAUAAUGUUUCUCAUUAUAAUGAGAAACAUUAUAAUGAGAAACAUGAGAAACAUAUUUCUGGCAUCUGGCAUUCUUAUCAGUAUUUACAUCAGCGCGAAAAGGGAGAGGCAGUGUUUGGUGUGUGUGUGUGUGUGUGAGGGAGGGUCUCAGUUUAUGCCUUUAGUUUAUGACUGCUGAGGUCCUCACAGCCUGGUUCAGGGUGAGGUUAUGUCUCUGGAGAAGGUUAAAUUGUCAUUUUGACAGUCAGGAGUAGAGUCAGUUGUCUUAACUCCACAGGAGAUGGUGGUUUUGCUUGGUUGUUUACUUUUGGCAUGAAAUAAUUAAAUGUCCACUGGUUGGUUCACUACACUUGUGAUACCAUGCUUUCUGAGGCAGUGCAAUAUUAUUGUUAGAUUGUGAUAUUCAGUAGUCAUGAGCUUUAGGUAAUAGGGCUUAAAUAAAAUUAUGUGCAACCUUUUAACCAGGGCUGCAGCUCUCAAACACCAUGUCAGGGCUACGUCAUCUUAUACAAGGCGCCUUAUAGGCAGCCCUAAAGUGGAUAAAACAAUACACUCCACCACGCAGAAAAGAAAGUGAUGCAGCAAAGGCGAGAGAAAGAAACGUUAACAAGCAGACAGGUAGGCAGUAACAUAGCCAGGUGCCAGAUUAGUUAGUAACACGGCCUGAAAGGUAAGUUAGUCAUAGACAAAGACAGCUAUCCAGUCCGGCACACAGUUCACCUUUACCUCCAUCUCAUGUCCAAAGAGGCAAAUUCAGGCACACUGUGUACCAGUAAGGUGAUGAGGGCUGCCGAAAACCACAUACUACGCUCGCAUGAUGAAGAAUUAGAUGAAAUACGAGAGGACUUUUUUUAGUCCCUGCAGAGGUGAUGUGUAGUUUAGUCCUGAUAGUGUUCCUGCCUUGGUGAUGUUGGACUCCUCAACAAAAUACCUCAGAAUCAAGUUUGCAUCAUCAUUUCCUGGUUAUGAAUGCACUGAAUGCUUGAAUGUUAUUCUUUUUAUUGUUAUUAUUACGACAUGUUAACUCUUUCAUCGAUACUGUUAUUCUUCGGUCCUAUACUGCACACUCAUUCCGCCAGCACGCCAGUUUGUAUUACUGUCAUUUUUUCAUUAGGUUUUAUUUACUGAAGUGUUGUCACUCUGAAGAAAUGGUUCUGUCUUCAGCUUUUACAUUCCUGCUGACAAUGACUUUAUUUUCCUCAAGACACGCCUGAGACAAAUGCUGGCAGGUUGCUCCAACCCCACUAUGUGACAUUGUGUGACUGACUGUGAACUGAUUGUGUGACUCUGCAGAAAAUCUUCUCUUCUCUGGCUCAUUGCCUUAUUUGAAAUAUUGUUUUCAUCUUAAAUUCUGUAUUACCUUCUUCAGUGUCAACGUACUGACGCCAACCUCCCACCUGUUAAGAUGGUGACAUUACUCCUUUUUGGUGGCAUCAGAUCAGCCACUACCUGUGAGUUUUAAUAGGUAGGCAGAAACAAAAUGGUUCGAUUUUUUUAUUGUAAUAGCCUAAAUUAAUUAAAAGGAAGCAAAACAAUUAAGAAA
This is a messenger RNA of Micropterus salmoides (largemouth bass), 4681 nucleotides long. RefSeq names its product aarF domain containing kinase 1 (gene adck1). The record is from RefSeq and is a predicted model, not a curated record. The transcript has 11 exons. NCBI's taxonomy places the organism in Eukaryota, Metazoa, Chordata, Actinopteri, Centrarchiformes, Centrarchidae. Gene Ontology annotation, cellular component: mitochondrial inner membrane. The coding region runs from base 263 to 1816 and encodes 517 amino acids. Gene Ontology annotation, biological process: lipid homeostasis; mitochondrion organization.